UAUUUUCUGAUCCCAUUCUGUCUGUCUCUGCGGCGAUCCUAGGGUUCCUUUUUCAUCCAUGUCGCCAUCCCAGUUGGAGGACGAAGAAGAAGUCGAGGAAGAGGUUGAAGAGGAGGUAGAAGAAGUCGAGGAGGAAGAAGAAAUUGAAUACGUCGAAGUCUCUGAAGAAGAGGAGGAAGAAGAAGACCAAAACCCUAACCCUAAUCAGAAACCGAAGCCCUCGGUCCCCGAAUCCAUCACCAACCUCAAAUCCCUCCACGGCGCUCUCUCCGACUUCCUCCUCGAUUACAACUCCCUCCACCAAACCCUAGACUCCAUCAAUUCCUCCCUUGAUGCCGUCUCCACCAUCAAAACCCCCACCAACUCCUCCCUCAAUGCCGUCAAAACCCCCGAACCCGAAGCAUCUUUGCCGGUUGCCGAAAGGCAGGACUCCGAGGUCGAAAGCCUUUGCCGUUCCAACGCCCCCAAAGCCCUCCGCAAGUACAUCAUGACCCACUUAUCCGAGAUUGAUCGCCUCCGUCGGGAGGUCCCCGAGGCCCUCAAGCUGGCCUUCGUCCCUGAAAAAUUAGUUCUUGAAGCAAUGGGCAAGUUCUAUUUGCAGGGAUGCAAGGCCUACGAACAUGGAGAUUCUAAUGCCAUUAAUUGCCGUCGUGCUGGGAUUCUACUGCUGGAGUUCUAUUUGAUUGCGGGGUGUCCUGUGGCUUCGGCAUCGUCACAGUCAGUUAAGGGAGGCGCUAUGGAUGCUGCAAUUUCAUGGAGGAAAAGGAUUAUUAGUGAGGGAGGGAUUGAGUCUGCAAGCGCUGUGGAUGCUCUCGGGCUUGUUCUUCUGGUUGCGGCCUUCGGGGUGCCUGUAGAGUUCAAAGCAAAGGAACUGUACACUCUUCUGAGAUUGUGUAAUUUGGCGAAGAAUGGGGAUGUUCUGCGCCGCUCAACCAUUCUUGUUCAGAAGGUUCAAGGUAAUGCCCGUGGCUUUUUUCUCUUGGGGACUUGA
Asparagus officinalis (garden asparagus) is the source of this 991-nucleotide messenger RNA. RefSeq names its product inactive protein FRIGIDA-like. The record is from RefSeq and is a predicted model, not a curated record. The transcript has a single exon. The coding region runs from base 59 to 991 and encodes 310 amino acids. Lineage: Eukaryota; Viridiplantae; Streptophyta; Magnoliopsida; Asparagales; Asparagaceae.